Messenger RNA from Phragmites australis (common reed), 788 nucleotides. RefSeq names its product pectinesterase inhibitor 12-like. NCBI's taxonomy places the organism in Eukaryota, Viridiplantae, Streptophyta, Magnoliopsida, Poales, Poaceae. Gene Ontology annotation, molecular function: enzyme inhibitor activity. The coding region runs from base 62 to 637 and encodes 191 amino acids. The record is from RefSeq and is a predicted model, not a curated record. The transcript has a single exon.
CCUCGCCCAAGAAGCCAUACCUACCAAAAGUUACUAGCUAAGCAGAACCAUCCAAGCCACCAUGAAGCUGCUCUCCUCUGCGUUCUUCCUCCUGCUCAUCGUGCCUACGUGCAAGUCUUCCACACUGGAAGACACGUGCAGGUCCUUCGCCGCCAGACAUCCAUCCAUCGGCUACGACUACUGCAUCAGGACCUUCCAGGCCGACAAGGCGACCGCCGCGGCCACCGACGUGCGGAGCCUCGCCGUCAUCGCGGCCAGGAUCGCCGAGGCGAGGGCCAACGCCACGGCCGCGCGCAUCGCCGCCCUGAGCGCGCUUGAGAAGGACGGCAGGAGGCGGGACCGGCUUAGCGUGUGCGCGGAGGUGUACUCGGACGCCGUGGACCAGCUCGGCCAGGCGGCGGACGACAUCGCUCACGGUGCGGAGGGCGCCGAUCAGGCCGCCCAGGACCCGGUCACGAAGCUCAGCGCGGCGCUGGACGCGCCCGGGACGUGCGAGGACGCGUUCGGCGAGGCCGACGACACGUCGCCGCUGGCCGCGGAGGACGCCGAGUUCAAGAAGCUGGCCAGCAUCGCUCUCGCCGUCGCGGCGUCACUGACGCCGCCGCCAUCCACGCAGAAGCCGAGGAUUACUGAUUAAUUAGCACGCCUGUAUUGUACGUGUUUAGCAUGGACAUGAAGGUACAAUAAGUUUUUCCGACGGGUAUAAUUGCUAGCGAUGUAUUUUUAACUUUCUUGGGGGUUACGAUGGAGUUUGAUUGUUUAGUGCCUUGCAUGCUUCGCGUGCAUGC